AUGGUACGGGAGAACGCGCUCUUUGCCGGAGAGGGGACCGGACAUUACUAUUUCAGGGAUUUCUUUUUUGCGGACUCCGGUAUCCUGCCUUCUCUCAUUGUUAUGGAGAUGCUCUCCAAGAAAGGGGCGACGCUUUCAGAUCUGCUCAAGCCGUUGGAAUCGACCUACUUUGUCUCUGGUGAAAUUAACACGCGCAUCUCGGAAGACCCAAAAGCUAAGAUGGAAGAGAUUGCUGCGACUUUUGGCAAAGCGGGUGCUGUCGAAUGGAUGGACGGAGUUUCAAUUACCUUUGGCGAUUUUUCAGUCCCCUCUUCAUCGGGUCACAGAUGGCGCUUCAACGUUCGUCCAUCCAACACCGAACCCCUGCUCCGUCUCAACGUUGAGGCGACCUCAAGGGAACUUAUGGAGCGGAAACGGGACGCGGUUUUGAAGGUGAUUCAGAGGGGAGGCUAG
Messenger RNA from Geodia barretti, 453 nucleotides. NCBI's taxonomy places the organism in Eukaryota, Metazoa, Porifera, Demospongiae, Tetractinellida, Geodiidae. The record is from the annotation of a GenBank genome assembly.